Zalophus californianus (California sea lion) is the source of this 5284-nucleotide messenger RNA. RefSeq names its product WASH complex subunit 5 (gene WASHC5). The coding region runs from base 291 to 3770 and encodes 1159 amino acids. The transcript is spliced from 29 exons. Gene Ontology annotation, cellular component: endosome; WASH complex. Gene Ontology annotation, biological process: endosome organization; regulation of actin nucleation; endosome fission. Lineage: Eukaryota; Metazoa; Chordata; Mammalia; Carnivora; Otariidae. The record is from RefSeq and is a predicted model, not a curated record.
CGCCAGGAGAGCCAGAGGCGGAAGCUGGGGUCCCGCCGGCUGGCGAUCGGGGGCUGCGGAUAGAGGGGGCACCCGUGCGGAGAGGAAGGGGUGGGGACCCGGGUGCCGACCUCGCCCGCAAUCGCCGGCCCCACACGUGCGCCGUGGCGCGGCCCGGGUGACAGGUUCUUUAAUGGAGCAGCCGAUCUGUCAGCAGACCUGGUUUCAUCUAAUGAUUUACAGACCCCAGCUCUGAAGCCAGUGAAACAUUCCUGCUGCCCAGGCUCUGAGUAUCGUACAUCAUCCUCACCAUGUUGGACUUUCUAGCUGAGAACAACCUCUGUGGCCAGGCGAUCCUAAGGAUUGUUUCCUGUGGCAACGCCAUCAUUGCUGAACUUUUGAGGCUUUCUGAGUUUAUUCCUGCAGUGUUCAGGUACAGAGACCGAGCCGAUCAACAGAAAUAUGGAGAUAUCAUAUUUGAUUUCAGCUAUUUUAAGGGUCCAGAAUUAUGGGAAAGCAAGCUGGAAGCUAAGCCAGAGCUACAGGAUUUAGAUGAAGAAUUUCGUGAAAACAACAUAGAAAUUGUGACCAGAUUUUAUUUAGCAUUUCAAAGUGUGCAUAAAUAUAUUGUAGACUUAAACAGAUAUCUAGAUGAUCUCAAUGAAGGUGUUUAUAUUCAGCAAACUUUAGAAACUGUGCUUCUCAAUGAAGAUGGAAAACAACUUCUAUGUGAAGCGCUGUACUUAUAUGGAGUUAUGCUGCUGGUCAUUGACCAGAAGAUUGAAGGAGAAGUCAGAGAGAGAAUGCUGGUCUCUUACUAUCGAUACAGUGCUGCUCGAUCUUCUGCUGAUUCAAAUAUGGAUGAUAUUUGUAAGCUGCUCCGAAGUACAGGUUAUUCCAGCCAACCAGGAGCCAAAAGACCACCCAACUAUCCUGAGAGUUAUUUCCAGAGAGUGCCUAUCAAUGAAGCCUUCAUCAGUAUGGUCAUUGGUCGACUGAGAUCUGAUGAUAUUUACAACCAGGUCUCCGCAUACCCUUUGCCCGAGCACCGUAGCACGGCCUUGGCUACUCAAGCUGCCAUGCUGUACGUGAUCCUCUACUUCGAACCUUCCAUUCUUCACACCCACCAAGCAAAAAUGAGAGAGAUUGUGGACAAAUACUUUCCAGAUAAUUGGGUAAUUAGUAUUUACAUGGGGAUCACGGUUAAUCUAGCAGAUGCUUGGGAACCAUAUAAAGCUGCAAAAACUGCUUUAAACAAUACCCUGGACCUUGCAAACGUCAGAGAACAGUCAAGCAGAUACGCUACUGUCAGUGAAAAAGUGCACACUCAAGUGCAACAGUUUCUGAAGGAAGGUUAUUUAAGGGAGGAGAUGGUUCUGGACAAUAUCCCAAGGCUUCUGAACUGUCUGAGAGACUGCAACGUUGCCAUCCGAUGGCUGAUGCUUCACACAGCCGACUCAGCCUGUGAUCCAAACAACAAACGUCUUCGUCAGAUCAAGGACCAGAUUCUAACAGACUCUAGGUACAAUCCCAAGAUCCUCUUUCAAUUGCUGUUGGAUACCGCCCAGUUUGAGUUUAUACUCAAAGAGAUGUUCAAGCAAAUGCUUUCAGAAAAGCAAGCCAAAUGGGAGCAUUACAAAAAGGAGGGUUCAGAGCGGAUGACAGAGCUUGCUGAUGUCUUUUCAGGAGUGAAACCCCUAACCCGAGUGGAGAAAAAUGAAAACCUGCAGGCUUGGUUCAGAGAGAUCUCAAAACAAAUCCUGUCUUUAAAUCACGAUGAUUCCACUGCUGCAGGCAGGAAAACGGUGCAGCUCAUACAAGCUUUGGAGGAGGUUCAAGAAUUUCAUCAGUUGGAAUCAAAUCUGCAAGUCUGUCAGUUUCUUGCUGAUACUCGCAAGUUUCUUCACCAAAUGAUCCGAACCAUUAACAUUAAAGAGGAGGUCCUGAUCACAAUGCAGAUCGUUGGGGACCUUUCUUUUGCUUGGCAAUUAAUUGACAGAUUCACAUCCAUCAUGCAAGAGAGCAUAAGGGUAAACCCAUCCAUGGUUACAAAACUCAGAGCUACAUUCCUGAAGCUUGCCUCUGCCCUUGAUCUUCCCCUUCUUCGAAUUAAUCAAGCAAAUAGUCCUGAUCUUCUCAGUGUGUCUCAAUAUUAUUCUGGUGAAUUGGUGUCCUAUGUGAGAAAGGUUUUGCAGAUCAUUCCAGAAAGCAUGUUUACUUCUCUCCUAAAGAUCAUAAAGCUUCAGACCCACGAUAUCAUUGAGGUGCCGACCCGCCUGGACAAAGACAAGCUGAGGGACUAUGCUCAGCUUGGCCCACGUUACGAGGUUGCCAAGCUCACUCAUGCUAUUUCCAUUUUUACUGAAGGCAUCUUAAUGAUGAAGACAACUUUGGUUGGCAUCAUCAAGGUAGAUCCAAAACAGUUACUGGAAGAUGGAAUAAGGAAGGAGCUAGUUAAACGCGUUGCUUUUGCUCUUCAUAAGGGACUGAUCUUCAACCCUCGAGCCAAGUCAAGUGAAUUGAUGCCUAAGCUGAAAGAAUUGGGGGCUACCAUGGACGGAUUCCAUCGCUCUUUUGAGUACAUACAGGACUAUGUUAACAUUUAUGGUCUGAAGAUUUGGCAGGAAGAAGUUUCUCGUAUUAUAAAUUAUAAUGUGGAACAAGAGUGUAAUAACUUCUUAAGAACAAAGAUUCAGGAUUGGCAGAGUAUGUACCAGUCUACUCAUAUUCCAAUACCAAAGUUUACCCCUGUGGACGAGUCCGUAACAUUUAUCGGUCGACUCUGCAGAGAAAUCUUGAGGAUCACAGACCCCAAAAUGACGUGUCACGUGGACCAGCUGAACACUUGGUACGAUAUGAAAACUCACCAAGAAGUAACCAGCAGCCGCCUCUUCUCAGAAAUCCAGACCACCUUGGGGACUUUUGGUCUGAACGGGUUAGACAGGCUUCUGUGCUUUAUGAUUGUCAAAGAGCUACAGAAUUUCCUCAGUAUGUUUCAGAAGAUUAUCCUGAGAGACAGAACUGUACAGGAUACUUUGAAAACUCUCAUGAAUGCUGUCAGCCCCCUAAAAAGCAUAGUAGCAAAUUCGAAUAAAAUUUAUUUUUCCGCCAUUGCCAAAACACAGAAGAUUUGGACAUCUUAUCUCGAGGCUAUCAUGAAGGUGGGGCAGAUGCAGAUUCUGAGACAACAGAUUGCCAAUGAACUCAAUUAUUCUUGUCGGUUUGACUCCAAACAUCUGGCAGCCGCUCUGGAGAAUCUCAAUAAGGCUCUCCUGGCAGAUAUUGAAGCCCACUACCAGGACCCUUCGCUUCCUUACCCCAAAGAAGACAACACGCUCUUGUAUGAGAUCACAGCCUACCUGGAGGCGGCUGGCAUCCACAACCCGCUGAAUAAGAUAUACAUCACAACAAAGCGCUUACCCUACUUCCCAGUUGUCAACUUCCUAUUUUUGAUCGCGCAGUUGCCAAAACUUCAGUACAACAAAAACCUAGGAAUGGUCUGCCGGAAGCCUGCUGACCCCGUGGACUGGCCGCCACUCGUCCUGGGACUGCUCACCCUGCUGAAGCAGUUUCACUCGCGGUACACCGAACAGUUCCUGGCACUGAUCGGCCAGUUUAUCCGCUCCACAGUGGAGCAGUGCACAAGCCAGAAGAUACCCGAAAUGCCUGCGGAUGUUGUGGGCGCCCUUCUGUUUCUGGAGGAUUAUGUUCGGUACACAAAGCUCCCUAGGAGGGUUGCUGAAGCUCACGUGCCUAAUUUCAUUUUUGAUGAAUUCAGAACAGUCCUGUAAAUUUUUUUUGACAUCUCCUUCUUUGAUGAAAGUAUUGUCCUUAAAUCUUCCCGUUACUAAAAUGAAUUUAGAAGCGAAGAAACUCAGCUGCUCAUAGAAUUGCAUUUUUUUUUCCCUUAAUUGUGGGAAACAUCAGAUAUUCUGAGUAAGAUGUAUCUCACGGCACUACUUGAUAUAAUUAAUAUUGUUUAAAUCAUGGUAUUAUAUGCAAUUUGUAUCAUGUAGAAGCAGAACACAUUUUUGUACUGCCUCUUAUAAAUGCUGAAUGUAAUUGUUACGUAUAAAUCCAUUUAGUUUUAUGUUCUAAAGAACUAUUUGUGCAAUUCCAGAUUUUCAGUAAAAUAGUAUUGCAAGUACCCAAAGUUCUCCUUCUGCCUGUAACUACAAAGUUGGGUAUUCAUCCUGUAAAAAAAAAAAAACACCUUUUCUGGAAGGUAAGACACGUGUCAGGCCGGUCCCGUGGAUACACCCACGCCAGGCUGGCAGGCGCGUGGUGAUAGCAAACACUGAGACCACACAAUCUGUGGACCAUGUACCAUGGGAAUUUCUUGGUGUCUGAGGCUCACUGUCCUCCUCCAAUCACAGAGACCCUGGGGGGUUCUCAGCAUUCCUUCUGUAGGUCUCCCCAACUUCAGCUGCUCCUUCCAUCCUUCCCUCCUUUCCUCAGUAACCUAAGCCCCACCCCGGCAGUCCGGCCUAGUUGAGGCUGAGCACAGGAUCUUAUAAAAGUGAAUUGUUGCCCAGCACGUAAGGAGUUUGGAAGUGUCGCCCACCAGGAGGCUGUUGCGGUGCAUGAGAACUUGCCAGCCAUGGCUGUCCUACAGCCACAUCUCAAAAAUAGCUUGCUGUUUUCCAUUCGUAAUCCCUUAACUGCAUGAAGUGAGAUCUUUGGUUCUCUGUGAAAAUGGCUCUCAAAGAAAGCCAGCUGCUGUUAAAUAGUCCAGAUCUAAGAAAGUGAGAUUUUUAACCAGAAGAGUGUGGGAAAAACUAGAGGGGACUUUCACAGAACCAAGCCCACCACAUGCUGCUAAAACGAGGCAAACAGGUACGUGACUGACGCCACGAGGGAUUGGCUAGUGACCAGUCUUCAACGGAGAUAACUGACAAGGUGAAAAAGAGAAAUUUUUGUUAUAAAAGCUUUUUAAGUUCUUUCAGCCCUUAUCAUCAUAAUCUGAAGUAGUUACGUAACAUUCCAGGGUAUCUGUUACUGCUCUUUCGGGGGGAGCAACUUUAGUGAUAUGCAGGGAUUUACUGAAAUUUCAUAAUACCUCUCUGAUGUCCACAAUCUCUUCACAUAUACUAAAACUCAGUGAAUUCUGAUUUCUAAGCAUUAUGCCAGAUACUACGAGUGCUUAUUUGUUCAUUCACUGUCCCUUUAAGUAAUCCUAGCCUGGCUAAGUCAUGUUAUGUAAUGGAACUUAUGAAGCCCUAACUAUGUUCCUGAACGAAGGUAUUAUUUCCAAAGAACCCAGAGGAGAACCUUAAAGUUGCCUCGCAGGAUACAUGACGAAAAU